Trichomycterus rosablanca is the source of this 668-nucleotide messenger RNA. RefSeq names its product transmembrane protein 9 (gene tmem9). The transcript is spliced from 6 exons. NCBI's taxonomy places the organism in Eukaryota, Metazoa, Chordata, Actinopteri, Siluriformes, Trichomycteridae. The record is from RefSeq and is a predicted model, not a curated record. The coding region runs from base 79 to 615 and encodes 178 amino acids. Gene Ontology annotation, cellular component: lysosomal membrane.
AUUCGACGCAGUGAGUAGUUAUUUUCACGGCUAUAUGGUGGAUACGAGCUUGUUCUGGAAUAAGUGAAGAAGACUACAAUGUUGUCCAGUAUAUGCAAUCAUCGAUCAGCAGCACUAGUUUUGCUGUUUUUGGCUUACACAUAUGCAGAUAAGGGUAUAGAAGAUGUGCGUUGCAAGUGCAUCUGCCCUCCAUACCGAAACAUCAGUGGCCAUAUCUACAAUAGGAAUGUUACUCAAAAGGACUGUAAUUGUCUGCAUGUAGUGGAGCCCAUGCCAGUGCCUGGUCAUGAUGUUGAGGCUUACUGUCUACACUGUGAAUGCAAGUAUGAGGAGCGAAGCAGCAAUACCAUUAAGGUGACCAUAAUCAUUUACCUGUCUGUGGUUGGUGCUCUACUACUGUACAUGCUGUUUCUGCUGUUGGUGGAGCCUUUAAUCCGUAGACAUCGUGAUCCCUACACACAGCCGCUGCAAAAUGAGGAAGAUUCUGAGGACGUGAGGACCCCCGGCAGAGGGAACACGGUGCUGGAGCGAGUGGAAGGAGCUCAGCAGCGCUGGAAGAAACAGGUUCAGGAGCAGCGUAAGACUGUGUUCGAUCGCCACAAACUGCUUAGCUAAGCUCCCAGCUGCAGUAUAAAUAAAUGCACGAGGCAGGUGACUUCUAAGUUUAA